Molecule: messenger RNA, 495 nt
Organism: Passer montanus (Eurasian tree sparrow)
Lineage: Eukaryota; Metazoa; Chordata; Aves; Passeriformes; Passeridae
Product: dynein regulatory complex subunit 2-like
Exons: 3
Biological process (GO): axonemal dynein complex assembly; cilium-dependent cell motility; regulation of cilium movement
Cellular component (GO): axoneme; axonemal dynein complex
Source: RefSeq, a predicted model, not a curated record
AUGGUUACCACCACGAGGAGCCAGAUCGCGGCUCGGCUGCGGAAGAGCGAGGAGCAAACGCAGCGCAUCCGGGACGAUGGGGAGCACGCCCUCCAGAAACUCCUGAAGCUCCGGGCCCAGGUCACCCAGGCCGGGGCCACGGCUCGCAGCCACCUGGUCACGCUCACCUGCCAGAGCAGUGCCACCCUCAAGGCGCUGCAGCAGGUGGUGGAGAAGGCUCAGCGCAUCCUACGGCUGGCUGAGAUGUGCCGCAGGCUGGAGACGGAGGAGGAGAAGGUUCUGCCCUUCUACCCCUCCUCGCUGGCCGAGUGGGAGCAGGAAAAAGCCCGUGAUGUCCUGGAGGAGACGGCCAGCGAGCCCCUGGCACGGGCCAUGAAGGACUACGUGGGGCUGGAGAGGUUCUGGCAGAGGUUCAACAAGGUGAAGCUGGAGGAGAUGGGGCUGGAGAAGGCACGGGCAGCCCUGGCAGGCAGGAACCAGGAGCUGAGGAAGCUC